Molecule: messenger RNA, 2735 nt
Organism: Ruditapes philippinarum (Manila clam)
Lineage: Eukaryota; Metazoa; Mollusca; Bivalvia; Venerida; Veneridae
Product: zinc finger protein 678-like
Exons: 2
Coding region: 277-1218 (313 amino acids)
Biological process (GO): regulation of transcription by RNA polymerase II
Molecular function (GO): DNA-binding transcription factor activity; RNA polymerase II cis-regulatory region sequence-specific DNA binding
Source: RefSeq, a predicted model, not a curated record
ACUACUUCGGUGAUUGGUUGGUAACCAUACUGUAGUGAACAGGAUUGCCAAGAGUUACUGCCCUUUUAUAGCAAUCCGCCAUGACCAGGUAAUGCAUGGAAGGCAGUAUUAAUAUUUUGUAGAAAGCCUGACUCCUGAUGCAGUUGCUGAACUGUAUGUGAAAAAUCGUAAGACAUACAGUUAAAAUAUUAUUCACACAGAGCCCUAGAAAUCAACAGAAGUUACACAUUAGAAUACAUACUGGAGAAAAAACAUUUGCACCUGGAAAAUUCAGGCAUGUUGAGCAAUAAAUGUAAAAUUGAUGAGGACACAUUCAGCUCUAUGGGCAAUUUGAAACAAAUGAGAAUUCACACUGGAGAAAAACGUUAUAAAUGUAAUGAUUGUGAUGCCACAUUCACCCGUAUGGGUAGUCUGAAGGGACAUAUGAUGAUACAUACUGGAGAAAAGCCUUUUAAAUGUGAUAAAUGUAACUCUGCUUUCACCAGAAUUACUGUUCUUAAGGAUCACAUGAGGGUACAUACUGGAGAAAAACCUUUUAAAUGUAAAGUCUGUUUUGGUGCUUUUACCCACAUGAGUACUCUUAGGCGACAUAUGAGCAUACAUACUGGAGAAAAACCUUUUUCAUGUAAAGUAUGUAAUUAUACUUUCAGCACUAAAUAUGAUCUGACAAAGCACUUGAGGAUACAUUCUGCCGAUAAACCUUUUAAAUGUAGAGUCUGUAACAAUGCAUUCAGUCAGAUUGGCAAUUUGAGUCAACACAUGAGGAUACAUACUGGAGAAAAGCCUUUUAAAUGUAAAAUCUGUGAUAAUGCAUUCAGCCAGGUUGGCAAUUUGAAGCGACACAGGAGGAUACAUACUGGGGAAAAACUUUUUAAAUGUAAAAUCUGUUUGGGUACUUUUACCCACAUGAGCAGUCUGAAGCGACAUAUGAGCAAACAUGCUGGAGAAAAACCUUUUUCAUGUACAGUAUGUUAUUAUACUUUCAGCACUCAAUGUGAUCUGACUAAACACUUGAAGGUACAUACUGCAGAAAAACCCUUUAAAUGUAAAGUCUGUUUUGGUACUUUUACCCUUAUGAGUAGUCUGAAGCGACAUAUGAGCAUACAUACUGGAGAAAAACCUUUUAAAUGUAAAGAUUGUGAUGAUGCAUUCAAUCAAGUUGGCAGUUUGAAGCGACACAUGAGGAAACAUAAUGAAGACCAAAAUUUUAAAUGUUAACUAAAGGUUAUACGUUCAGCAGAAUGAGAACCAAUAAUGGAGAAAAAACCUGUAAUAAGUAAUAUUUAUGUAGUAUACAUGAUGGCACAUUUGAAUUAUUAAUAGCUAUCUGAAGAAACACAUUAGGACACAACUUAAGACCAACAUUUCAGAUAUCAAGUCAGUUUAGUACAUAAAGCAAUGUGAGUAAUCUGAAGAAAAACAUGAGGAUGCAUACUGAAGAGAAACAUUUUAAAUGAAAGUAUGUGAAUUGAUGUUACAUAGAGCCAAAUGAGCAAUCUAAAACAACAUAUGAGGAUACAUACUGGUGAAAAAACUUUUUAAAUGUAAUGUUUACGAUCAACACAUUUAAACUUGAUGGCAAUUCUGAAGAAACGCAUAACACAUUAUAAUGUAAACUAUCAGCAACAAUUAUCACUCUUGAUCAGUAUACAGUGACGUAGCUUGACAUGGUCACCGAGGGAGUAGAAACCAGGUGGUUGAAUAACUCCAUUCAGAAUUAUUUCCUACAAGAAAUUACUGGCGUGACUGCAGAGUAUCAAUGGAUAAUUUCUAAAGAUUGGCAGAAAAAAGAACUUAAUUGUUUAGCACUGCAAAUAAGAAUUUAUAUGACUUUUUUUUUGUUCUUUGUUAAUACUGCUUGGGUAUUCUACUUUUGACAUUUAUUAUUUCAAGCAUAUAUGACAAGUUUCAUAAUACUACCAUCUUUACUCCUCUUUGAGUUUACAAUUUUGCUGUAAAGAUGUAAAUAACGAUACAUUUUACUUAUCUAAAUGUAUGUUUAGGGACUGACAUUAAAUUUUAGAUUGUUGUCUUUUGUAUCAUAACGUAUAGACAUGUUUGCACAUAGUCUUUCUUGUUUUACUGUGUCCAUUAUCUAGUAGUUUAGCGUGCUGUCUCCUCAGACAAUUUUUAGUUAAUAAAUCUAAAAUAUGUUCGUGUGACACAUCAUUGCAUUAAACAAAGUUAAAUAAAUUUUUCAGAAGAUCAACAAAAUACACUUCCUAGGAAGUUUGGCAAAGUUUGGUUUUGAAUGUCCAGAUAUUAUUUAAAAACAAUGAUGGUAAAUACUACACAUAAUGUGUCAUCUCAGUUGCUCACAUCUGAGCACUUUGUAUUCAUGUGAGGUAAAAAUGGACCUUAAAUGUACAUGAUGCUGAAGCCAAAUUUGAAAGAAUCAUUGAAUAAUUAAAAAUUACAUUUUCAAGUAGAUUGUUUUAAUGUACAUGCAUAUAUGCAUGACAUAGGGGACCAGGUAUUAAUUGCAGGUACCUUUAAAGAUCCUGUAACUCAAUUUUUUUUAUGGUUUUAUAUCAUAAUUAUAAUGCUCAAAUGAAGAUUUAUUAAUAGUGUAAGUUUCAAAAAGCAUUAUUUGCAAAGAUAUUCAGUUUUCAUGUUAAUGAAGGGAGGUAAUUAGAAAUUUAUUUGCUAUAAAGUCAAAGAGGAUUUUACAUGGAUGCAUUGAAAGAGUUUUUUUUGUAACAAAUCUUUGGUAUUGGGAAAAUAAAUAAAUAAAA